UCAGCCCUGGUCGCAAUAACAAAGCAAUUUCUUCGCGUUUUUUGGUCACCAAUUUAAUUUUCAUUUAGCUAGCUAGAGUCGCGACCGAUAGUGCAUUUUUAUUUUGUUCCCUUCACCCGUUUGCUUGUUGCCCCUGUGUAGAUUUUCUUUUGCAUGUUUCGCGGGACAGGGCAAAAGAUAGUUUGCACGGAGAACAACCAAGCAAGACUUCCCGACCUUCGCGACGAAAGGGGAGCUCAUUGAAAUGCAGAACUACGGCUCCGGAGCAGCAGCGGCGGCAUCGCCACCACCAGCCGCGGCUCCGGCCGUCAAACGCCGUACGGACAGCUACGAAGCUGCCCAGCACCAUCCACAGUCACCACCAGAGAGCGGAGAGGAUGAUUAUGUGAACACCAGGAUCUUGCGACGACAGGCUCAGCUGCAGUCGACUCCGGUGGUGCCAGUGGUGCCCCUGCAAACCGCCCAAUCCGUCGAAGGUCAUGUGGAGCAUCCAGAGUUUCCCGGAUCGUCUGCCACCUCGUACCAGGAGGAGCGAAUGCGAAGGAAACUGCAGUUCUUCUUCAUGAAUCCCAUCGAGAAAUGGCAGGCGAAGCGAAAGUUUCCCUACAAGUUUGUCGUCCAGAUUGUGAAAAUCUUUCUGGUGACGAUGCAACUGUGCCUUUUUGCCCACUCGCGGUAUAACCAUAUUAACUACACGGGUGAUAACCGCUUUGCCUUCUCGCACUUGUUCCUCCGCAACUGGGACUCCUCGAGGGAGGUGGAGAGCUAUCCGCCGGCAGUCGGUCCCUUUGCCCUCUAUCUCAAAUCGGAAUUCUUCGACACCGUUCAGUACGCUGUAAACGGUUAUGCGAACGUAAGCCGAUCGAUCGGCCCUUAUGACUACCCCACCCCGAAUAAUACUAUGCCGCCGCUGAAGCUCUGCCUGCAGAACUACCGCGAGGGCACCAUAUUCGGAUUCAAUGAGUCCUACAUCUUCGAUCCCCACAUCGAUGAGGUGUGCGAGGCUCUGCCCCCGAAUGUGACCACCAUCGGGGUGGAAAAUUAUCUCCGACAGCGCGGUGUGGAGGUUAACUUUGCAUCGCUCGUCUCUGCGCAGCUAACAUUUAAAAUCAAGACCGUGAACUUCAAGGCCAAUGGUGGGCCUCUAUCCGCUCCAGAUUGUUUCAGAUUUGACAUCUCCAUUCUGUUCAACAAUCGGGAUCAUGACGGACAAAUGCUAUUAUCCCUGGACGCUGAAGCCACGCGAUUGAAGUGUCACGGAGCCACGGACUUCAUUUCGGAGGCUAAUUUCGAUGCCAUGCUGCGAAGUGUACUCAACAUCUUUGUCCUGUUAACCUGCGCCCUGUCCUUUGCACUCUGCACCCGUGCCCUGUGGAGAGCUUACUUGCUGAGAUGCACGACAGUGAACUUUUUCCGGAAUCACUUUGGCAAGGAGCUCAGUUUUGACGGGCGAUUGGAGUUUGUUAAUUUUUGGUACAUCAUGAUCAUUUUUAAUGACAUACUGCUGAUUAUUGGAUCCGCCCUCAAGGAGCAAAUCGAGGGCAGGUACAUGGUGGUAGACCAAUGGGACACAUGCUCUCUUUUCCUUGGCAUCGGUAAUCUUCUGGUGUGGUUUGGAGUUCUUCGAUAUCUGGGAUUCUUCAAAACCUACAACGUGGUUAUACUGACCCUGAAGAAGGCGGCACCAAAGAUUCUACGAUUCCUCAUAGCUGCCCUGCUGAUCUACGCAGGAUUCGUUUUCUGCGGCUGGCUGAUCCUUGGACCCUACCACAUGAAGUUCCGCUCCCUGGCCACCACAUCGGAGUGUCUGUUUGCCCUGAUCAACGGUGACGAUAUGUUCGCCACCUUCGCCACUUUGUCGAGCAAGGCUACGUGGCUGUGGUGGUUCUGCCAGAUCUACUUGUACUCGUUCAUAUCGCUGUACAUCUAUGUGGUUCUGUCGCUCUUCAUUGCUGUAAUCAUGGAUGCCUACGAUACGAUCAAAGCAUACUACAAGGACGGCUUCCCAACCACUGAUCUCAAGGCAUUUGUGGGCACACGCACCGCAGAGGACAUUAGCUCCGGCGUGUUUAUGAACGACCUGGACGACUUUGAUCAGACAAACUUCGUGGACGUGGUGAAGAGUCUCUGUUGCUGUGGACGCUGCCGGCGUGACCAGGAGCCUCCACAGGCCACCAGCGGCUAUACCAGCCUGUCAAGUAUUAUGAAGUAACUGGGUGCGCCAUUUAGAUAGUCACAGGUCUUCUAUUUGUUUUGUUUUGUCAGCUUUACGUGUGUAGUCGAACUUAUUGUUAGCUUUUUGUAUUAAUUUUUGUUUUGUUUGCCAAAGCACUUGAACCGAGAUAAGCGUAAUCGAAAUGUAUGUACGUAUCUACGAUAA
Drosophila bipectinata is the source of this 2380-nucleotide messenger RNA. RefSeq names its product Transient receptor potential cation channel, mucolipin (gene Trpml). Gene Ontology annotation, cellular component: plasma membrane; lysosomal membrane. Gene Ontology annotation, molecular function: NAADP-sensitive calcium-release channel activity. The record is from RefSeq and is a predicted model, not a curated record. NCBI's taxonomy places the organism in Eukaryota, Metazoa, Arthropoda, Insecta, Diptera, Drosophilidae.